UCUCGUGAACGGAUCAGACAAACGACAGUAAAACCCUCUGGUAUUUGGAUUAUCAAUGGGAAGAAAUGAGUCCAAUGUUUAUGUGUUACGGUAGAAAUCCCGUGAUUUUCUCUCGGGAUUUUCGAUUUUUUAAAGUACCGAAAACAUAACCUUUUCUUUUUUACUUCUCUUCUUCUUCUCUCGUUUUGCCCCUCGUAUUAGCGUCUCGAAUACGCUGAUAAAUUAACUGGAUACGCCUGCUACAGUCACGACCUUUUGCAUUGAGGAGGAAAAAGAUAGAGCUUAUGGAGCAGAAAACUGAGACAGUUCUAUCAAAGUAUACACCUGUUGUUUCCAUGACAAACCAACUAGAGCUUGCGGCUGAUCUUAAGGGUGAAGAGGUGGCAGCUAGAUUCACACCUGAUGAUGCUCAGAGGGAUGAGUGGUUUGUCGUAAAAGUAACUCAUUUCGAUAGAGAAACAAAAGAAUUUGAAGUAUUUGAUGUGGAGCCAGGUGAUGAUGAAGAUGGAGGCUCCCAGAGAACGUACAAGCUACCUAUGUCACGCAUUAUUCCUUUCCCAAAGCGAAAUGACCCCUCUAACGCACCUGAUUACCCAACUGGGAAAUGUGUUUUGGCAGUCUAUCCUGGAACCACUGCAUUGUUUAGAGCAACCGUGGUUAAUCCUCAUCGCAAGAGGAAAAACGACGACUAUUUACUGGAGUUUGAUGAUGAUGAAGAAUAUCAUUCGACGCCACAAAGAACGGUACCCUUCCAUAAGGUGGUUCCAUUGCCAGAAGUCCUACAAGUCAUGAAAAGCAUGUCAACAUACAGAUUGUGGAAAUUGUUGGCCGGUAUACGAAUAUGACCCUUUUUAUGCCUUAUCUACGUUAGCUCUACCAGAUUUUUUCUGAAUGCUCUUGUUAGUAUAUUCCAAAGAGACUGAAGUCCUUGAUACUGAAAUUUAUAUUCGUAGUAAAGAAGCAUAAUUUUUGGAUA
This is a messenger RNA of Papaver somniferum (opium poppy), 976 nucleotides long. RefSeq names its product SAGA-associated factor 29 homolog A-like. The record is from RefSeq and is a predicted model, not a curated record. Gene Ontology annotation, cellular component: SAGA complex. NCBI's taxonomy places the organism in Eukaryota, Viridiplantae, Streptophyta, Magnoliopsida, Ranunculales, Papaveraceae. The transcript is spliced from 8 exons. Bases 285 to 845 code for a protein of 186 amino acids.